AUGUCCGCUCCAAACCCACUACCCACCUACGUCUACAAAAUUCUCCCCAGCGCCCCACCCAAGCCUCUCCCCGAUGUCCUCCCCCUCUCCGACCUCGACGCCAACGACGGCUUCAUCCACCUCUCCACCGCAUCUCAGGUUCCAGGCACAUGCGGACGCUUCUUUGCCGAUGCGACUGAGCUAUGGCUGCUGAAGAUCAGGCUGCAAACGCUAGAAAAUGGGACUGGAGAGGUGCGGUGGGAGGCUGCGGGGAAUUCCGGAGUCUUUGCACAUCUGUACGGCGGAAAGUUUGGGGCUGAAGAGGUGGAUGAGAGCUUAAAGGUC
This is a messenger RNA of Mytilinidion resinicola, 324 nucleotides long. RefSeq lists its product as uncharacterized. Lineage: Eukaryota; Fungi; Ascomycota; Dothideomycetes; Mytilinidiales; Mytilinidiaceae. The transcript has a single exon. The record is from RefSeq and is a predicted model, not a curated record. The annotation marks the transcript as partial.